Messenger RNA from Polypterus senegalus (gray bichir), 1517 nucleotides. RefSeq names its product keratin, type I cytoskeletal 17-like. The record is from RefSeq and is a predicted model, not a curated record. The coding region runs from base 118 to 1347 and encodes 409 amino acids. The transcript is spliced from 8 exons. Gene Ontology annotation, molecular function: structural molecule activity. Lineage: Eukaryota; Metazoa; Chordata; Cladistia; Polypteriformes; Polypteridae.
AGUCUCUGGACCAUUCUCCAGCAGCAGCAGCAGCAGCAGCAUCUCUCUUUGAGUGUCCAGCACUACAGUGUUUACCAGCGAGUCUAACUUACUGUGUAUUUGCAUCUGCUAUCUACAAUGUCAAUGCAAAGAAAAGCACUGAGUCUACAUGGUGCCCCAGCGGUACCCCUCAUCUCUAGCACUUCAUCUACCAGAGUCUUUACUGGAUAUGGCAACAGCAACAGUGGACUAUAUGGUGCUGAGGUAGGCAUUGAUGGAGUGUUCAGCAUCAACGACAAAGCCACCAUGCAGAACCUCAAUGACCGCCUUGCUGCUUACUUGGAGAGAGUUCGGUCUCUCGGGCUUGCAAACAACAAGCUGGAACAACAGAUCCGGGACUGGUAUGCUGCUGCUGCCAACGCAAAGCCCAAGGAUUUUGGCCCUCAGGAAAGAGCUGUGGCAGAACUGCGAGCAAAGAUCCAUGCUACCACCGUGGACAAUGCCAAAAUUGUCCUGCAGAUUGACAAUUCCAAGCUAGCAGCUGAAGACUUUAGAGUCAAGUAUGAGAACGAGAUGGCCAUGAGGCAGUCAGUGGAAAUAGACAUUAGUGGUCUCCGUAAGCUGUUGGAUGAGCUGACCAUGUCCAGAAGUGACCUGGAGAUGCAAGUUGAAGGGCUUAAGGAAGAGCUGAUACAUCUCAAAAAGAAUCACCAGGAGGAAAUGCAAGCUGUGCAAAACUCAAUGUCAGGCACAGUUAACGUUGAGGUGGAUGCUACUCCCCAGCAAGACCUGGCCAAGACCUUGGAGGAAAUACGAUCUCAGUAUCAGGGCAUAGUGGAAAACAACAGACGUGAUAUGGAGAACUGGUACAAGGCCAAGUUUGAAGAAUUGGACAACCAGGUCUCCAGUGAUUCCGAUGCCCUGGAGUCCUUACAGAGUCAGAAAUGUGAGCUAAAAAGGACACUACAGGCCCUUGAAAUUGAGCUGCAGUCUCAGCACAACUUGAAAGGGGCACUUGAAAACACGCUAUUAGAAACCAAGAGCCGCUAUACAUCACAGCUCUCUCAGCUGCAGUUCACCAUUAACAAGCUUGAGGCUGAGCUGAUGAAUCUCAGGCAAGAUAUGGAGACCCAGAGCAAUGAGUAUAAGAUAUUACUGAAUGUGAAGAUCAGGCUGGAGAUGGAGAUUGCAGAGUAUCGACGCUUGUUGGAUGGAGAGAUUACAGGGAGAAAAGUAGAAGUGCCUAAAAUUGAAUCUCCACCAAGAGAGCCUGUUCGAACAAGAAAGGUGAAAAAACUGGUGGAAGACAUUGUGGAUGGAAAAGUUGUCAACACUCAUGAAGAAGAGUUUGAAGAGGCGAUACGCUAAAUUUUCCAAGUGCACCAAAAGUUUUAAUGUUGAAUGAAAAUGGUGUAGGUGUAUUUUGGUGGUAUAUCAUUUUUGAAAGUGAUACCUUGUAUGUUUAAGCAAACAAUGACAAACUUUACAUUGCACUAAUCUGAACUCUGAAUCUUAGCAAUAAAAAAUCUUUUCUCAAA